Molecule: messenger RNA, 2802 nt
Organism: Callorhinchus milii (elephant shark)
Lineage: Eukaryota; Metazoa; Chordata; Chondrichthyes; Chimaeriformes; Callorhinchidae
Product: myosin-10-like
Exons: 5
Coding region: 68-1477 (469 amino acids)
Biological process (GO): cell adhesion
Molecular function (GO): carbohydrate binding
Source: RefSeq, a predicted model, not a curated record
AGAGAAAAAAGAAAGCAAAAUCACACACACACACACACACACACCCCAAACCUAGAAAAGAAAAGCCAUGAGAAACCGUAAAGGGAAAAACUCUCCCAAGAACGAGGAGAUUGACAGUCAAGGGGUUCCUGAGGCUCCUUCGGUUGUUAGCGUGGCUCUGCUGUGGGUUUGCCUGGUGCUGCUCACUGUCAGCUGCGCUCUGGGCGGCUGGUACCUGGACCAGAAGCUGAGGGCGAUCGGGAACCUGGACCAGACCAUCCACCUCCUCCGGGAGAAGAUGUCACGUCUCGAAAAGAUCCAAGCUCAGGUGAACGAGCUGAACGAGAAGUUGAUAAUCACUCACAAGUACGAGGAAAGGAUUCUGAACCUGGAGACCUCUCAGAGUCAGAUUCAGAAGAGAGUGGAGGCGGAGGCUGCUGAAAUCACACGUAUGCAGUCGUCUGAUGUGGCCAGCAAGUUGUCUGCCCUCCAGGCAGAGACGAGGCAGAGCCUGGUCGAACUGAGCGAGCUCUCGCCCACGAGGAGCGACUUGCAGGUGCUGAAGAAUUCGCUCAAUCUCUUCAGGACGACCAACUUCGCCAAGCUUCAGCAAGAGGUCACGGGAAUCAAGUCUGACGACGCUCGGCGAGAGGAGGGCUUGACCACGCUCUCGGCCUCUCUGUCCAGCCUCGCUAGCCGGCUUGCCAGCCUGGAAGAGGACGGCCGAUCGCUUCAGGCUCUUCGGCAAAACACGCAGGAGGUCGGGGCGCUCAAGGAGACGGUCGGGAAAAGCACCGAGUCGCUGACUGCGCUGAACAACCAGCUGACGCACGCAGCCCGGUUGACCGAAGCUCUCCAGUCGCAAGGGGUGCAGCACGGCAAGGAGAUCCUGGGGCUCAAGGAGGCUGUGUCAGCCCAGCAAGCAGAGCAACUCUCCAACAAACAGGAGCUGGCAAACAUCAGAGAAGUAGCUCAGGAGCUACGCACGGGGAAGUCGGCUGUGGAAGAACAGGUGAAUACAGUGAGCCACAGUGUGGCUGACAACACCAGAGAGCUGCAGAGCGCAAAGAGACACAUGGAGGAACUGAGCGCUCUUCUGCAGAGUCAGAUUGCAAAGGUUGAAACUGAUGGCAUUGAUAGGAAUAAGCAGUUCUCGGCUGUCAUCGAUCAAGCAUUUCAGACCCUGAGCCAAAGUGUGGGAAAGAUUGAAGUGGGUCUGAAGAAUACAGUGGAGCAGUGUCUUUCGGGAGAAGUGAGGAGCUUCUGUGAAACUCCGGACAACUGCUCAUGGCCCCACAUUCGGGAAGUGAACUUUCCUCAUCGAAUACUGAAGGACCCAGUGAUUCUCCUCAGCCUGACCGAAGUGGGCUCUGACAGUUCGAUUGGAGUCACCGUAAAAGCCAUUGACGUCACGGACUCUGGUUUCAACAUCCAAAUUGAUAACGUGGGUGAUUUCAACCUCUCCACUGUGAGGGUGAACUGGAUAGCCUGUGCAUAGGAACGCUAGGGAUGUGCUGGGCCAGGAAAGACCCCUGUAGUCUAUCUGGCUCAUCCCGAAAUAAGGUACGCUGACUGAAAUGGUUUGAAAUAUCCCCAGGGAUUCAACUCAUUUAAGUCAUCGCCUCCUCAAGGGGAGGAAAAAAACAAUCUGAAAACACCAUUAAUUUAAUCCCAUUGGAAAUAUCAAGGUUCAUCUUUUUGAAUCCAACAAAGUACUCAACAUUAGGACCAUAACUCUGAGGCUAACUGUAGUCUAUGCCAAUGGCACGCAAAUGUGCUGGGCCAAACAUAAUUACUGUCUACAGUGUUAAUAUGUCUUAUCAGAUAAAUGUUGUAAGUUCAAUGGCAAACGCUAAAUAGUAGAUCACAAAGUGCAUUGAAGUAUGCGUUUUCAAUGAGUAGAUGCCAAAAAUGCUUGGACCAAAUUAUCAGUAAGUUCUUGAAGUGAAUUGUUUACAAGCUGAUAGAUCGUCUCUAUGCGCUAGGUCAAGGUAGAGACUACGGAGUGAGGUUUCUCACCAGUGUUGGGGCUGGUUUGUGCUGAGUGAUCUUGAUCCCAACGCACAUUUUUUGUACUUUUUUUUUCCUUGUUGAAGAGAAUCAACAAGAACAUGGAAUUGUGCAGCAAAAGACCGUGACAAAGCACAUCAGUAAAUCAACAUCAACGCACCACAAGGGAAGACUAUAGUUUCCUGAGUGUUUUGCGUAAUGUAGACACCAUCACAAGAAACUAUGCAAACAACUUUAAUAUAAGCAUUUCGGUGUCAUGAUUAGUGAGACUAAGUUCGACAGGCUGGAGGACAGGAAGUUGUAAAGGCAGUAGAUGAGAAUAAAUAAAUACUUAUUGCAAACAACUCAGAUAAACGGCCAAUAAGUUAAACUGGUCACUCACUUCAUGACAUCGCUAUGCACGAAUGGGAUGUCUACAAUCACCCAGUCACUCCGUUUCACAGUAAGAGCCUUCCCGAUGUGAAAGGCGCUAUACCAAAUGCAAGAAUUAUUGGAUUAUUAUUAUUAAUAUUACAGAGUUGUAUUCUUUGGCAGCUGGUAUUCUUUGCUAGGUUUAGGUAAUAAUGAAUCUUUAAAUUAGGUCAAACCUUUUGUAGAAAAUUAGUUCACACAUUUAAAGUUCCAUCGUUUAUUCACAUUAAACACGUUGUUGUAGCUUAUGUGCAUCUACUCCGUAGACAAUCUGCAUUGCAUUCAUUCCAAAUUUAUCACCUGAAAUUGCACCAAUUCUAUAAGAUCAUUUUUGUCUUAAUAUUGAAAAUCGGAUAGAAUUGUAGAAAAUGUUUUAAAUUCAGUUUUAAUUUGGGUAUUUGC